Messenger RNA from Tachysurus fulvidraco (yellow catfish), 4238 nucleotides. It is a transcript of the gene vezf1a, whose product is annotated as vascular endothelial zinc finger 1a. Gene Ontology annotation, biological process: regulation of transcription by RNA polymerase II. The transcript has 6 exons. Bases 125 to 1585 code for a protein of 486 amino acids. The record is from RefSeq and is a predicted model, not a curated record. NCBI's taxonomy places the organism in Eukaryota, Metazoa, Chordata, Actinopteri, Siluriformes, Bagridae. Gene Ontology annotation, molecular function: DNA-binding transcription factor activity; RNA polymerase II cis-regulatory region sequence-specific DNA binding. Gene Ontology annotation, cellular component: nucleus.
CCUGUAAUCUGUGAAAUGGUUUGGCCCUGGGGUUACAGGAAGUUGUAGCAGCUGCCAUGUUGAGCUGCUUUGUUGUAGAUUUCUUGUAGGUUUUCCAGCAGGGUUUUUUUUUUAAAGUGUGGCGAUGGAGCCGAGCUGGAGUACCUUCUUGUUUCAGCAUGCCAAUGAUGCCCUGCACCACCAGCACCAAGUGGGUCCGAACAGCCUGCUGCCGCUGCUUAACGCCAGCAAUGAGCCACAGGACCAGAAGCCCAUCAUGCCCAUCCCGCUGGACCAGAAGCCCCCGGUGAGCUCUGCUGACCUCCUCAAGGACAGCAUGGGCAGCGGGACUGGCGCUGGCGGAGGGGGCCAUGGUGGCGGAGGGGGCCAUGGUGGAGGAGGAGGCCAUGGUGGUGGUGGAGGAGGCAUCAUGCCCAUAGUGAAGAAAGAACCCAAAUCCAAAACGCCAUUCAUCUGUGGCUACUGCAACAAGGCCUUCCGAGACAGCUACCACCUGCGACGGCACGAGUCGUGUCACACCGGGGUCAAGAUGGUGUCACGACCGAAAAAGACAGCGCAGACGACGGCGCCCACCAUGGUGCCAUUGCUCUCAAGCAUGACGCGAGAAAACAACGCUAACCCCUCGUACAUCCUCACUACAGCCGCCACCUCGGCCUCGGGGAUUAUGGUCCCGACCUCCACGGUUGCCGGGUGCCAGCCAAGCGUGCCUAAAAAGCCGGCCAAGCCUGUGAAGAAGAACCACGGGUGCGAGAUGUGUGGCAAGGCCUUCCGUGAUGUCUACCACUUGAACAGGCACAAGCUGUCUCAUUCGGACGAGAAGCCGUUCGAGUGCCCGAUCUGCCAGCAGCGAUUCAAGAGGAAAGACCGCAUGACGUAUCACGUGCGCUCGCACGACGGUGGUGUGCACAAGCCCUACGUUUGCUCUGUCUGCGGAAAGGGCUUCUCCAGGCCUGAUCAUCUCAGCUGCCACGUCAAACACGUGCAUUCCUCAGAGAGACCCUUUAAAUGCCAAGUAACGGCCUGCACAUCAGCGUUCGCCACCAAAGACAGACUGCGCUCUCACAUGAUCCGUCACGAGGGCAAGGUCACGUGCAACAUCUGCGGCAAGAUGCUCAGCGCAGCUUACAUCACCAGUCACUUAAAGACGCACGGCCAGACCAACUUCAACAACUCCUGCAACAAAGGAGACUGGCAGUGGAACUCGUCAGGGCUGCAUAAAGACAACUCCGACGUGUGCCACUCGGGCUCGGUUACGCCCGUCACGGUGUCUGCGCCCGCCACCACGCCGAUGAGCCGCACCAACGCCAGCACGGCCGUGACCAUCGGCGCCCAGAUGAACCUGAGCACCACGGUGAACAUCACCUCAGCGCCGGUGAGCCUACAGCACCCGGUCACCAUCACCGGCCCGGUUAACAUCGCCUCGGUCAACAUCCCGGCCACGGCGUCACACAUGAACAUCGCCCACCCGGUCGCCAUCACCACGCCCAUGCCCAUGAACAUCGGCACGCCGCUCAACAUCGCCAUGCGGUCCAUGGAGAGCAUGCCCUUCCUCUCGCAGGUCCUGCCCUCCUCGCCCCCGUGGUGAACCGCGUCCGAAGCUUCAUUAACCCGAUUCGCCGAACCAGCUGACUCCGCCCCCUUCCCUCAGCCAGCGAGUGUUUACUCUGCUCUUGUGGCACGGUCCUACAGCCACAUCACAAGCAGCGCUGCAACCAUGAUGGAGUUUUCUCCCCAGUUUCUGUGAAGGAUUUCUUCCCUACUCUGAGCACGCAGACCUCGCGCCGAGGUUCAUCACAGACAAACGCAAUAAGUGCUAAUUGUUUUUAAAAAAAAUAAUAAUAAUAAUAAUUAUAUUAUUUUUUUUCUAUCCCAGAACAUUGGGAUUUCAUUUUUACAUUGUUUAGCUGUAGCCUUCUAAUCAGUAUUUAAUUUUUUUUUUUUUAUUAUUAUUUUUUUUUUAUGUUUAAGAUGAGUUGUAAAGGGAUAAAGGCUUUGUAAAGGUUUUACAGAGAGACGACUUGCUGAUUUAUCACUCGAGGUACAGUAACUGAAUUUUAUUGUACACUUGCGUACGCUGGUGUUUGUGUUUUUAACCAACUACACUUGUGAAUUAUUAUUUUUUUCUUUUUCUUCUUCCUUGGACGGCGGUGUUCCCGGCACUGACUCAUGACUGUUAUUUUCUUCCCGCUCUGUUUAUUAAGGACGGCUGGGUGUGCUUUGUUUACUCGAGCGUCAGCAGUUAGGGGUGUUUUUUUUGUUGUUGUUUUUUUAAAUCAGGAACAGAUCGAGGAAAGAUUGUUGCACUGAAAGCUCAUCCCUUGUGAACAACACCAGUAUUAUCAAAGAUCAAACAUGGGUUUCGGGUGAAGCCUGGACAGAAGCGGGCCGCUUUUGGGACUGACCCUCAAAAAGUUCAAGUUCACUUUGAUUUGGAAUGAAUUUCUGUCGAAAGUCCAGUAGGUAGAGUUUUAUACCGUUGUUUUUAAUCUUACUAUGAACUCGAUUAGUUGUUGUGUUUUUUCCCCCUUUCCUUUCCACAAGGGCCCUGUUAGGAGGAAUUUUCUGCUCAGGAAACCCAGUAAACUACUUUUCUAUUUUAUUUGAAUAAUAAUUCCCAACAUCAUGAACUUUUUUUUUUUUUUGGCUUUGUUUUGUGUAAAUAUUUAUUUUUCCACGGACCCUUUUCCCUCUUUAUGGUGGAGGGGAAACUGAACAACUGCUCUCGCUGUCCAUUUUGAAUGGAACGCUUCCAUUGGGGUCCUUGAUGAGAAUCCGGUGUCCUUGCGUCGCCUCGUGCACGAGUGCGGUUUGUAGCGCGCCCUCGUCGACUUUCCAUCCACGUGCGUGUGUCUCGAGUGGCAUUUAAUAAAGCUAUUUCCUGUAUGCUGGAUUCCUAAUGAACUACUAUGCUACUCGAACAAGCCUAGGUACUCGAGUUUAGUCUUAAAACUUUCCCGUGUUAGCCGUCUGUGGCGUCUCGCUGCUUCAGAAACGCCUUCACACACACACACACACACACACACACACACACACACACGUCGACUUGCUUAAGCCGGUCCGAUACAUCUUGGUCUGAAAAUGUACUCGUUUUUUUUUUUUAUCGUAUCUUCCCAUUUACAGGGAGGAACAAACAACCAAUCAGAUUGCGAGCUGUGGGCGGAGCCUCUAACCAUUAUUUACUAUCUCACUGCAAGCAGAGUAAAAGUAAUGAAUUCCAUCCUGUACAGGUGGACGGAAUGUUUACGUUACCAUGGCAAUGUGGUGAAUUUGAGGUGUUUUUUUGUUUGUGUUUGUUCCCAAACGGCGUCACAUGUGAAACUGAGUCUAAAUGCAUCACCGACUGCUCCUGAAAUGCGCUAUGCUUCGCAUUGCUGUGACGUCAGCAUGGUUGCUAGGCAACAAAUAGUGAUUAUUUGUUCUUCUGUUGAUUGACGAUGUCGUCGACGUCCGUGUGUGAGCAGGUGAAGCCGCUUGUCAUCUCCGUAUCAAGUCCGCCGAGGCCUUUAGGGAUCUCCGGGUCAUCCGGAUUGAAACCAUGGCGACGGAGUUUCCAUUAAAGGGAAGUUAACCAGGGCGUGUUUACAAACGUGUAAGUGAGGAGAACAUUUUUAUUUAAUUUAUUUUGGCUCUCGGUUAGAUUGUAUUUGUAUUCAGAAGCCUCGCUGCUCGAACACGCUUUAUAAGAGACACGUGCGUCCGCUGUCCAUCACUACGAGGGUUGGAGCCCUGCCAAUGUGAGUCUAGGUACACUGUGUGAACCGCUAGCGGUGCACAGACUUGUCAUUAGUAUUUUUCUAUUCUUCUGCAUCUCGAUCCUGGUCACUCAAGCGUGGGCCUGAAGUAAGCGCUGCAGAAACGACACUAAUUUAGUGUUUUGUUUGGUUUUUCUUUUUUCCUUUAGAUGUUUUUAAUCAGUAGUGCAAAGUGUUCUCAUCCUUCCUGUCGACACGUCACUGAACCAUCCAUACAGCAGCCAGGCUUUUAUAGACUGUGUGUUUGUGUAUAAAUGCGGAAUCUUGUGGGUCAAGUGUACAAAAUCCUCUGCCUUAAUCAGACUCUGUAAAGACGUUUGAGGGACAUGAAGCAGCGGCACGUGCCUGAGUUCGUCCUGAAGUGGGCGCUGAUAUCGCGCGCAGGAGGAAAUGCAUUCACAUGUCACCAAAAAAAAAAACAAUAAUGGAUUCAACACAUGCAGGUUCUCUCUGCUUUUAAAGACUUUUUUUUUUUUGUGUCGACAC